CCUGAAGAACUAAACAAACUGUCAGGGUGGCUGAAGCGGCGAAGUUGAUAUUAAACCAGCUUAAGACCAGCUCUGCGAAUAUUUUUGAUAAACUGUCAAAAAUGGGGGCAGUGACUAGCCUUUAUUGACUAAGGUUACUUUACAGUUAAAAUACGCUUCCAGGUACACACUCGCCUCACCCAUACAGGCGGACUUAGCCGAGUCUGAAAUGAGGCACCCCGACAGAAACAAGCUUGCAUACACGCAGCCCGCUCUCUAACCCUUUCAUGCACUGGCCUGGAGGCAUAUUCAGUCUGGCAGUAGAUCCCUUUGGAUUUCUGCAGCUUCUGAAAUCAUUUUUCUGGGCUGCAGGCAGGCCUUGAUGCCUGUAGAUAGUCCCUCUGUCACUCCCACAGGGGAUGUUCAUUAAAUUCCUCCAGUCGUGCUUUAUUUUUUUUUUUCUCCUUCCCCCUUCCUUUGUUGUCUCAGCUUCACCCGUCGUGAACCUGGGCUUUGUGCUAAUACCUGAUCUUCCCCUCCAUUCUGUGCCAGUAGUCCAGUUCACUAUGAGGCUCUAUAUAUUACAUUAAUUCUCAAUGGUGCUUUUAGUUGACAGCAUCUGCUACCAAAGAGACAGCCAAGCAUCCAUUGAAGGCAAUUCUGAUAACAGCUACCAAAAGCAAGACCUGGCUGACAUUAUCCACACACAGAGGCUUUGUGCUUUAAUUUGACACACUUGUGAUGUCGUGUUUUAGCAUCAGACUGUGCAUGUGCAUGUUGAGCUUGCCUCUGGGAGUCAUGUGCAGCACAGACGGGGGGCAGCCGGCUGGCUUCUCUCUCUUUAACUCGCGGGGUUACACCGGCUUAGUGCAUUUUAUUUACUCACUCUAUCGAUCUGUGCCUUCAGCAACACAGGGCCCUGCGGAACACGUUCACUGCCAUUCUCACACAUUUCCAUGCGCUCAGCUCGGGCUGCCCGCGCCACUUUAUCUAGCCGCCAUUGGCUUCAUUGACAGCAGGGAAAUGUAAGGCCAUCUGGUGCUUUUGAGCCGUGUAGGUGGUUGCAAAGCAGUUUGCCAAAAACUCCCUGUGAAAUUGCCACAGUGAAUUUCUUUACACAUCCCCUGACUUUGCGUGUUUAAUUCCUGCACACGCUACAUUUUGUCAUACAGUGGAACCUCUGUGGCUGAACAUAAUCCAUUCCAGCAUGCUGCUCAACCUCCCGUUUGUUUGUAUUGGAACAUUUUCUCAUCGAAAAAAUGUAAAUAAUCAGUUCUAGGGUCAAGUUGUUGACAUACAAACAAAACCGACCAUACAGACAGCUUUUAAGUAUCAUCUUUUUUCACCCUUAAAUAUAACUCUGGCCUCUUUCACAGACAAUUCUGCAUAAUAGAAGUACAGUAGAUCCGGUAUUUAUUUGUAUCUGUGCUUUUCACACAAAACCCACGUCUGAAGUGUCAGAUGUUAAACUUGACACUGCAGUGCCAAUAUCAUGGCUUUCCCUUAAACACGGGGUCGUCACACCUCUGCUACAGCUCAUAUACUACCUCCAGACCCAGGACAUUGCAGACUUUAGCCCCUUUCACACAGAGGUCCUGCAAAAUUGGAACAUUACAGCUGAAACAGUACCGUAAAUUCGGCAUUUAUUCGCGCUAAGCGAUGACACGGCACACUGCAAUCAGUGACGGUUGCUUUCAACACAACAGGGAGGGAGAAGUGAGUGUUGGAUGUUAAACUUCACACUCCAGUCCGGGCAUCACUUUACACAGUUAAUAUCCCGCCCCUGUUACAGCUGCCUGUUCCGGCAACUGCAUCAUUGGGAAAAUGUGUGAAUGUGGUUAAAUAUUGGCAAUAAAGACCAGCCUUGGGUUUUUUGCAAAAAAAAAAAAAAACUAAGAGAGCAAAACCACACCCAGAUUCUCCAGAUGUGGAGUCAUCUUGCGUGACAUGCUGACAUUCACACGACUUCAAGCAGGGCAGUGUUAGACAAUUAGAUGUUCCACAUGGAUAUGUUUUCACAAAAACAGUCAAAACUUGUGAGGUUCCACUGUACUUGUGCAGAAACAUCAGCUCGGACGACACACACAUACACACACACACACAUACACACACUCCACCCAAAGGAAGUGCUGAUUGGCUUGAGAGAAAUGGCGAACGAUAAAUGAAAAAGAAGGUGUCGAGAGGCAGGUGGCGUCUGCCGCUAUUCAAUUACCAUCAGAGCUGUAUUGGAUCCCCUCCCCCAACUUUUCAAAAUAAGGCGACAAAUUUCUGUCAAGCCCCUCUCUGGAACCCACGGGAAGAAUCCCAUUAUUUUUCCCAGGCUGCCUGGAAGCCAUUACCCUUCACCUACCCUUCCGCCCCCCUCAAAAAGAGUCCCCCAUUGAACACUGAGCACUGUGGAAUUUAAUGACUUAACUUAUGCAUAUUUGAAUAUGAUGCAGAAAUCCUGAAAAAAAAGGAUGUAUUUUGUUUUCUACUGUAUUUUUUCUGUGUUAAUACAAGCUACGUGAUGUGCAUAUAUGUACUAUAACCUGUAUUACGUUGCAAUUCAGUGUAUUGUUGUAUUAUCCCAGCAUUAUUAUGAUAACGGUUAAAGAAAAUGUGAAUGUUGCUACUGUAAUAUAUGACUGCUCAAAGUGAAUGGUUUCUAACCUUGUGGACCUGUUACAAUCUAGGUGCAAUGGCUACUAAAGUGAGACGGCAUGACACGCGGGUCCAUCCUUACCAAAGGAUUGUGACCGCUGACAGAGCCGCCACCGGCAACUAACACAUGACCUUCUGACCUCUGAACUCUUCACCCAAUGACGAGCCGCCCCAAGCCUGCCUGCUGAUCAGUUAACUGGUAAUUUGCCUUUCGCUAGCCUCUCGGACGCAAGUGACAGAGAGAGAGAGAGAGAAAGAAAUAAGAGGGAGGCGCCUACCCUAACAAAAUCUUCACACAAACAUGACAAAAAAGUUGUGUAAUACUCCAUUAUUUUUUCAUUUGGUUUUUGGUUUUCACCCUCCCCACACACCCCCCGACCACACCCUCCCCUUUCCUUCUGUUCAUUGAGUUCAGUUCCCAUUCUUUCUCUUUCUUUUUCUUCACGAGUCACACAGCGGGUGGGAUGUUUGUGGUGUUAAUCAUAAAUGUGCACUGAAGUUUAAUAGCAAUAAGAUGCCAACCAGAACCCACCCGUACCCGUGGGGGCGUGAAUCACCAAUUGUGGGUCUAGAAUGGCAACACAAUGCCCCUCAAAAAAAAAAAGAAACUGAAAGAAAAAGAAACAGAAGGAAAGAGAACACUCACUCUCUUAACUUGGAUUUUCUGUCAACAUGUUAGCAGUGUGUUAGCUGACACAUUCUGGGUGUGCCGCCCUUUUUAGCCUUGCCCCCAAACAGCUUUUUGUCUGAUUGGUGAAACAAAUGCAUGGCUGUCAUGAUUGCAAACAAUACGCUUUGUUUUUUUUUUUCUUCUUCUUUUAUAAUCUGUGUUUUUAUUUUUGAGGGAUCUGCGCUUAAUUUUCUGUUCACAUGUGUUGUGCGGGCGGGUGAGUGUUUUUUUUUUCUCUCACGCUAAAGCGGCAGCCUGCUAAAGCUAAGAUGGAAUGGUUAUAAUUUGGGAUGAAGGGUUUAUGUUUGCGUGGGUGUGCAUUCUUUUGUGUUUUUAUUUGAAAUACUAUGAUGAAAGUAGGGUGUUAUGAGGCUUUGGGGCAUCCCUCCCCUCGGCCUCCGCCAUUCACACUACAUCCAUUUUACAGUGCCUGAUGCAUUUAGAACAACAAAAUGAGUUCGCUUAAGCUGUGAUGAUCAAAAAGACAAAAAACAAAAAACAAAACAAGUAUUAAGUGUGCGUAUUUAGCCAAAGGGUUUCCUAUGAAUUAUUAUGAUUAUGAUUCUGCAAAUAUGCAUCUGUCUAGCAGAGGGUGUGGUUUUAAAAGUUUGCAAAGGUGUGGAUUUGCGGUGCCUGCCUUCAACUGGAUGAGGCAACCAAUCAGUUAGCAUUUUGUUUUUGUUAUUCCUGAGGAGCAGGGAAAAAAAAACACACUAAAAUGACUACGAGAUUGCCAUAAUUACUAGAAAUAAGGGGCACUCGCUUUUAUGUUUUCCUACACCGUGUCGCCAGUUUUUUGUGGCGUUUUUAAUUAUUAUAUUUAGCCGAUUUAUUUUACACAUCGGAAUGCGCCAACCUGAAAGUGCAUCCACAAUGUGUCACAACCCCCCCAACCCCCAGCCCUUCCACAAGUUUUGUUGAACUCUCUCAAGAAAAAAAAAAAGGAUGUGAAAGCCAUGCCUGCCUGUUUAAAUUGCUUUAUACAUACGUCUUAUAUACACGUGUGUGUGUAUAUAUAUACACAUAUAUGCAUAUAUAUACAGUGUGUGUAUAUAUGUGUGUAUAUAUACAUAUAUAUACAUAUACAAAUGUAGAUACGCCGUUGCAUAUAUAAAUACAGAUGCGAACAAAAACAUUGAUAAUUUUACAGGGUGCUGGUGUAGAGAGAAAAAAAAAUAAUUCUAUUUUUGGCAAUUUUAGCUUUUGAUACUUUACUUGCAGAUACAAAAUCUGGGGGGAAAAAAAAGACAAAAAAUGGGUGAGGACGUGCAAAUGCUGUUGGCCUGGUAUUGACUGGAAAGGAAGGGUUUUUAAAGGAAAAAAAAAACGAAAAAAAGUGCCUUAUCGAGAGUGGUUUCUGUUUUUCUGAGUAGUCCAGUUGAGUUCAGUAAGCGAAAAAGAAAAAAAAAAAAUAUAAAAAUAUCCCAGCACCCACCCAAGAUGGCGCAGCAGAGCAGAGCGGCUCGUGAUUUUCUUUUUUUUUUUUGGCCGCCUCUGCCGCCGCUGCCAUCGUCGUUACUCUAUGCAACCAGACUUAGCUAACCAGCUAACUAUGUGCCAUGUUGUUGAUUUUUUUUGUCUUCCUCGGAUUACUUUUUUGGUUUUCUUUUUAACUUGACGGCCCUUUACUCUGCUGUACGAGCAGGCUCCUGAUUUUUUUAAGAAUCACACCAUUGUUUUCUUUUUUGCGUGUGCGCGUGACUUAACUUCCUAGAAGAAACGGCGCUAACUGUAGCAAUGCAGUAGGACACAUUGAGUCGAUCGUGAGCUGAGAAAAAUACAUCCACAGUGUUUGUUUCAACGACAUUUGAAACAACGUCACUAAAUCCACAUUUAUUAUCUAUUAUUAGCUUUUUCGUUCAUGGCUUUCUCAUCAAGCCGUAAAACACACCAAAAGGUCAAUGAAAUUAACUUUUCUUCCAGUGUUAUUCUUCUGAUAUUAUUUAGAAAAAAUUGAAAUGCAAUAUUAAAAGCGGAGACGGCUAUUCAGCGUUUGACAGUAUUACGAGAAGUCCCUCCGUGAUGUUACACGCUACGGUGUCAUUGUGUUUGGCUGUCCAUCAGGUGGAAAAGUUGAAAGACGUUACCGACCAUAUUCUCUUCUCUUGGCCUGCCUAUUACACAUGUAUGAUAAUGUAAUUAACAGCCAUUGUUACAGGUUUAUAAUGUAUUUUUCUAAUCUCAUUUUAUAUGUAUAUUAAUCAUGUUUCUGAGUGCUUUUUUAUGACUCCCCCCUGUCCCCCAAACCCUUCCUUCUCCUCCCCUUUGCCCCCUCCUUCACUUUUUAAAGUGUCUCUGGUGGGGAAUGUUGCCUUCCCCCCCUCCCCUGUUAAAAUUAUAUUUUGUUUUAAUGCCCAGCUUGUUUAACUCAUUAGCUACUUGAUUAGUUUUUUUUUUUUUUCCUUGUCAUAAGUAUUUUUACAUGCUUGCCAUUUAGUUUUCAUGGUGUAUGCUGUUAUUUUUUUUUCUUAUUAACCUCUUGGCAUUUAUUUUAAUAAAACAUUCUUAGUAAGAAUUUUACUAACUCGCUGAUAUUUUUGUCUUGUGUUUUUAACCAAUUUCAUGAAUGUAUUGACUAGGUCUGGUUCACGGACUAACAGAAUUAAAAACUGGUGACUCAUGGACACUCACACUACAAACGCGCACACCGAGAAUGUCUUCUCAUGGAAGUUGGAGUAGAAAAUCGUACCAAAAAAACAAAACAAAGAGGCUAUUUCUCACUCAAUACUUACUCCCAAACAAACAAUGGGCUUCACAAACUAGAUUUGCAACGUUUCAUUGAUGAUUAAUCGAUUAUCCAAUUAAUUCACAACUAUUUUAAUAUUAGAUUAAUCUUUUUUUGUUAAAAAAAUGUAAAUAUCCUCUGAUUACAGUCCUGCAAUGUAGUUGAGACAAAAUCAACAGUGCCUCUGCUGGUUGCAGUCCAGUACUGCAUUCCAUUUUGGUUCAAUUGCUUCAAAACUGAAUAAUCGACAAAAAACUCCACGCAAAAGCACGCUACUUUUUUGUUUUGUUUUUUAAAGAAUUUGACCUAAACUAUUGUCUUAAAGGAAAACCGCACAUAUUGUGAAUUUUGUCCAUCAUUCACAAUCCUCAUGUCAAACACGAUCACAUAUUUCUUUUUUUGUGUGUUCUAGCGAGAAAACAAGUUAGUUUGAGCUAGCUAACAACGGACGUCUUGGAGGUACAUAUUUUGACGCUAAAUCCCUAACAAAAAAAAACCAAACGCCAUGGAUAUAAUUGACUUGUAUAUUAAGGUACAGCGAUAUUGUUAUUGUAGCAGCCAAAACGAAACACUAUAUCUGGCCGAAAAACACAACGCCUCGCUUAACCGCCCGUCUCAGCAUCACUCACAGAUGGAACAGAUGGAAAAGUGAAUACACAGUUCUCAAUUUCACUAGGAAUACUACCUGAGGACGGGAACACACAGCCAUCCCAAUGAGAGCUGACAUAGUAAGUGUUGUCGUUCUUUCUGUCUAUGCUGCUGUUGUUGACAGAAGUUGCAUUAGUCAUUAGCUAUACGGGCCAUGUGAAGUCAACGCUUCUCGUUAUGGUAAUGUUUUAAAUCAUUAAAAUACAGCAAGAUACUGUAAGUACUACAUGUUAUUAUCAGUGUACUUGUUAAUGCAUGAGCACAGCUUGUAUAUCAAACGGACUUAUUAGUCGAAAUAGGUACCUCCUAUUUACAUGCAUUAUUAGCAAGCUCAUACGGACUUGUUUUCUCUUAUUAGAAUCCACAGAAAAUUGAAAGAAAUAUAUGUUUAUGUUUCACAUAAGGAUUGUGAAUGAUGGGCAAAAAUCAUUUUCAACAUUUUACCAGCCUUUUUCUGUAGUUUGUGUAUACGUUAUACCGCAAAUAGGACAACGGUAAUGAUGACGGGGCAGUUUGUCGACGGUAGAGUUCACUUCAAAUUUUUGUAUUAAAGGUUCGAUAUUGACCGUGACUGUGAACAGUAUAAUUGCCUAAUUUGAACUAAAAGCUCAACAAAAAUCCUGCAUAUUCAAUAUUUUUUUUGUCUUAACAAAGUAUUUUCUACAUUGUAAGGUUAAAUAAUCCAGAAAAAAAUCUGAAUGACAAAAAAAAUAAUUUAGCAAAAAUGCUGUCAACGGGAAGGUUAGCUACCUAUUUGUUGAUUUUGUGCUUUUCUACUAACUUUCAUAAUUGACACAAUGACAGCAAAGUAGUUGAGAUAGACUCAAGAGCGCCUCUGCUGGUUGCAGGCCAGUAGUGCACUCCAUCUUGGCUCCAUUGUCUCAAAACUUUUAUCAGUAAACAAGUACACUCAAAAACACCUUUUUUUUUAACUUUCUCUCAAAGUUUGAUCUAAAAUUUUGUCUUAAAGUUGAGUUAGCAUCCCAAAUUGUAGGAAAACACCAGAAAAAAAUGUUUGGCUAUUGAAAAAGGCGGUAAACAGUCGAACUUUGUAUUGUGCGUUCACUAUUAAAAGUGACUUAUUACUUAUGUAAUAAUUCUGAACUAAAAAUAAAUACAUUUUACAUGGAAAUAUGCCUCAAACCUUACCGUUGUUACCAUGUUUCUUUUGCUGCCCGGUUAAACCUUGUGCAAGUCCAAUGUUACUUGGUUAUAAAUUCAAAAUGGCUGGCGUUUUUUGAUGCGUACGAAAAUCCUACUAAAUUCCCAUGAGAAGGAACCUCACCAGCAACAUGACAAACACGAUCUAACUGGAAAGUGCACGAGUUGAUGCGCGUCCCUCACUCCUGCUCACGCAUUUCUCACCUCUGUGCUGAAAACGUGAACUCUGCUGCCACUCUUCAUACUUUUGCCCUGGCUCGCCCCCAAACACCGCUGCUGGUCUCUUCUGGAGACCGUUCUUUCUCUUUUUUUUGUUGUUUUUUGUUUUUUCUCCAUGUCCUGUCCUUCUGUGUCUCGCACCCUGGGAUGCGACAGGAUGAUUACUAGCAGGAAAAAAAAAAUCAUCUCUGAGUUUGACUCUAUGCCAAAACACAUCACCUGAAAGGGAUGCAUUUCAGGAGCGGGGCAUGUCGUCAUCGUGGGGGGGGGGGGGGUGCAUUUAAACACCAGCGAGGGAGUUUUGUCAUGUUGAGAUAGCAACGUUCUAUUCAUCUCCAGCUGGUGCAGCAUUGGUGUUAUUGAUAACAGCGCUAAUACCAAACCCUGAGGGAACCUGCAUCAUCAAACACUCUGCAACCACACGCCAGUAUAUGAACUACUUAGGGAUCAAAACAAUUGCAUUAUUCCUUCCCAAUAUGGAUUCCAGCUAUUUAUUAUUUGAGUUUUGUAUUCAUUUACUAUUGUCUCAAACACUGCCAGUGUCAUUCUACUGCUUUUAUUCCUCCCUCCUGUACUCGAGGUGUUGUCGCUGACACACAUUGGAAAAGAUUAACGUCAUUAAUCCUUAUUAUUGCGCCUACACGGCUCUUUUUUUUUUUUUUUCCUCUGGGCAACUCGGCCCUUCGUGAUUCUUCUCGAGCGCACAAUGAGAUUAAACAUGUUUAACAUCAACGUUCAUAUGAAUUAAGUGAAUUAUUAAGAAGUCCUGUCAUGACUGGAUUACAUAGAGUCAGCACAAACCUGCUAGUGUUUUGUUUUUUGUUUUUUUCUCCUCAAAUAGUGGCCUUUACUUUAAUAAACGGAAUUUCUGGGUUGAUUGCAGGAUGCGGCAACCACAAAAAAAAAACUCAGAAGAUUCUGCAGUAAUUUUACAAGAAUAAAGUCAGAAUAUUAAGAUAAAACAGAAGUAAUCUAACAAGAUUAGAAGUUCCAAUUAAUUAGUUCUAAUCUAAAUAGUAGAAUUAAACUACAAAUACUAAAAAAAAAAAAAAAUCCCCCAAAUUCACCCCAUAUUAAGAAUGAAUAAAAUGUAAAUUUUUGGACAAUAAUUUCUGAAUAAAGUCAGAAUAUGGGAAUAAAGUCAUAGUUCCGAGAGUAAAAUUUGUUCUUAAAAUUUUCUUAUUUACCUUUUUUUUUUUUUACUAAUAGGUUGAGCAAAGUGACAAGGGAUUACUAUAUUAUAGGUUUUAGUACAUAAAGAUUUUGGGUAUCAAUCCCUUUUUUAGCAGGCGGCACGGUGGUCGAGUGGUUAGCGCGCAGACCUCACAGCUAGGAGAUCAGGGUUCAAUUCCACCCUUGGCCAUCUCUGUGUGGAGUUUGCAUGUUCUCCCCCGUGCAUGCGUGGGUUUUUUCCGGGUACUCCGGUUUCCUCCCACAUUCCAAAACCAUGCUAGGUUAAUUGGCCACUCCAAAUUGUCCAUAGGUAUGAAUGUGAGUGUGAAUGGUUGUUUGUCUAUAUGUGCCCUGUGAUUGGCUGGCGACCAGUCCAGGGUGUACCCCGCCUCUAGCCCGAAGACAGCUGGGAUAGGCUCCAGCACCCCCCGCGACCCUCGUGAGGAAAAGCGGUAGAAAAUGAAUGAAUGAAUCCCUUUUUUAGUCAAGGUCCACUGGUGCAUGCAUACAUAUAGAUACCUUACUUCAAAUAAACACCAGUCGGCUACUAUUUAAGGAAAUGCGGUCGGAGCCCGUCCAGUUCCAAAUGUGGGAAAAGCACAAUAAUAAGACGCCCCAAAUGCUGCCUAUAAAAAAGUGCCUUCUUUUAUGGUAAAUCACUCAAGUGCCACUUUUGUCUCCCACUUUCUUUCGUUUGAGGCGUUUUGUUGAGCAGAAAAACACAAAUAAAUGUGACACACGUUCGAUUAGACCGCUGAAAAAGACGCGUCUCAGGGCAUUCAGUGUAUUUGACUUUCUUUUGUUGGACCUACUAACGUUUCCCACCUAUCCAUCUUGCCUUGUUUCUGGCUAACAAACAUUCCUUACAUGAGUUAAAUGGCAGGUUUGUCACACUCGUGUGGAAAAAUGCCACCAAAAAUUUCAAAAAUAUUUUAGCCCCACUGGAUUUUCUUUUCUUUUAAAAUACUAGAAUGUUCCUUAUAGUUUCGAAUAGUGGUGCACUACAAUGUGUGUGAUGUGUAGUAGUUUUGUGUUGUUUUUUUAAAGAGGGGUUAGACUGAGAAUUUUUGGUGUCAAACAUGUAAAUGACAGUUUUGUUGCUCACACCAAAAAAAAAAAAAAAAAAGGGAAAAGAAAUGUGUGCAAUAAAGAAUCAUGUAUACAAGUGUGACUUCCCUUCUACUCUACUGCUUACUUUUUAUCCCUGACAUCGUCGCUUUGGAUUUACGGGGACCUUUUUGGCUUCCAAAGGUAAGUUAUUUUUAUUUUCCCCAGAAACGGCAGAAAGUGAAUGUUAAAGUUCACAGCUGGCAGAGUCACUGAGAAGAAAAGUGAAGAGUGGCAUUUUCUUGUUGUAUCAUUGUGGGGUUUUUUGUGUUUUGUUUUUUUUUUAAUGUUGACUUUCACUACAGUCAGUCCUGAACCACAUCUAGUUGUUUCUUGUGGCAUAUAUAUAUAAUAUGAAUAUAUAUUAUAUAUAUAAAUAUAAUAUAUAUAAAAUAUAUAUAAUAGUGACUUCAUCAAGAGAUGGGGCGUUGAAACGACUAAAUAAAAAAUGUAUAUGUACUGUACAUGCGUCUCAACAGCAACAUUCUCUAUUUAUAUAGAGGGCAUAGUUGACAUUUUUUAAAUAUUCCUUUAAAUUCAUGGAAACUAAAUGACAUUUAACACCAUAUAUUUAAUACAGAUUAUAUAUUUUGUUUUUUUUGUUUUAAAAAACAGACAAAAUUGGAAGAUGAUUGUUUUUUUACUGGACAAUGAAUUUUGUACUUAAUACAAACAGUGUAGAGUACAGGAUAGUCACUAAUGAAAAACAAAGGUUUGGUUGAAAACAUGACUUGGAUAUGAACACUAUGUUCUGUUUGAUACAGAUUCAUUUAUUAACAGCUUACAAUAAAAAAUAUCAGUUAUAGAAAUUCUGAUAAUGUCUUUUUGUGUAUGUCUUAGAAGCUUUUAAGAUUGUGUAAUAAUGUACGGAUGACCUGUUGAAAUUAAGGAGUGGAGAGUGGUCACCUAAAAAUCAAAAUGGCGCCCUCCGUCCAAUCAUAUCUCAAGCUUUCAUGAACCAGGAAGUAGUCAGCUUGCUAAUAAACAAGCUACUAGUACCCUUCCUUUACAACACCUAAUUAGUAGCACAGUCCGCCUCCAUUUUACACGAGACAUCAAACCAACUAAUCAUUUGCUUAAUAAAGUGUAUAAAAACACGUGUUAAUAAUAAUAGUAAAUAGUAAUUGAGCCUUGCAGUCGGUGCUUUAAAACAGUAGCCUGCCCCUGUCACCCUCCGUCCAAUCAUAUCUCAAGCUUUCAUGAACCAGGAAGUAGUCAGCUUGCUAAUAAACAAGAAAUGGUAGUACCCUUCCUUUACAACACCUAAUUAGUAGCACGGUCCUCCUCCAUUUUAGACGAGACAUCAAACUAACUAAUCAUUUGCUUUUAUUACCAGUAUUUAAUAAACUAGUUAAGUAAUGCUGUGUUUAAUUUGUUGGAGGUUGGCUGUGCCCCUUUUCAAGAUGGCGGCAACUAAUGUGAGCACACCAUGCGGCUACAUCACCAUCAGCAAUUGCAUUCACACUUAUAAGGAGAAAAUUAUGGAAAUAUGUCAUAAAUGUGGAUAAACGUCAUGGAUAAAGGAAUCUGGACAUCAACAGGAAGUGAAAACAGAUGAAAGAGGAGCGGCGAGAGCAGUUUCAACUCUUGUGCAAAGACUUUCUCUGAAGUGUUUUGCCGGAUUUGUGUCCAUGCAUGUAAAAGUCACAGCCUGGUGGCGAGCGUCGGAGCGUGGAUGUUAAGGCUGCUGGUGGGACGUCCGGCGGAAGGGGCCCGAGGAUCACCGUACCAUGGGGUCCCGCCCAGGAGAUGGCCAUGUCGUUGGUUGGGGCACUCUCCUGGCUGUCCUGCCUGCAUGCGGCCCGAGGAACACGCACUCUUGGGUGACACCGGUGGAAGGAGCUCUUCGCUUGCCUCGCGUGGUUCGAGUGGGAUGGAAGAACAGCACCAAUAAUCGCACGCAGGAUAACUUCCGCUGCCCUGCGUGGUCCGUCUGCCAGACUGCAAACAUCACCGUGGAUUGCGACCCCUACCAAGGACCACACGCAUGGUCCAUGAUCCUGAGAACGGGAUGCAACGUCACCGUUGAAGCUGAAGCAAGCCUCUGUCGAUUAACGGGAAAUCCCUUCCUGACGGAAAAUCCCUUCACAUUUCGUGAGGACGUAUCAUGCUCAUCGACCAAUGGGAAGCAAUGGACGGUAACAUCAGGCGACACUGACAUCUGGAUUUCGAACUCAACGGAGAUCACGGGACGCAGGUCAACAAUCUGGGUCAUUUUGGUAGUACCACAACACCAGCAGGUGACACACCCUACGUUAGUGCCAAUAGUGACAUCAUGCACACACAUGGCGUACCAGAUGACACAUAAUGAGAUUCAUUGGGAGAUAAGGUUGCCAUCGAUACCAACCUGCAAGCCACGAAGGAACAAACGAGCGUGGUAUGAUACACUGUUAGGGGGAACAGGAACUUUGUUAGGAGUAUCCAACACCAUUGAUGGGGAAGUGACACGAUCCAUGUUAUCAUCCACAGGUCAGGCCACAGCUCAUGGGUUCCGCAGGGUGGCACAAUGGAUGCCUACAACUGUAGAACUACAGAAAGGGGGAGCUCAUGUACUAGACGCAUUUCUGGGGUGGAACAUUGAUAUGUGGGAUGCAACAUCAGGAGUUUUACACAAUGUUAGGAUCGCGUUGAAUAGUACCAAAUGUACCUUGCAAAUGCUUAAUGCUAAAGUUCAGCAGGAACGUUUGUUGAGAACAUUGACCUCCUCAGCAGUGCAGCUGUGGAGACACUUAUGGAACAUAUCGGACCGCGUAUGGUUACAAGUUAAACCUAGCCUGACUCAGUGCAAUGAAACACACUGUCAAGGAAUGUGGUUGGAAGUAAACGUAACCCGACCCAUGACCAUAUGCAGAUAUCGGAUUUUGCCAUUAAUAGUGGGAAACCAUUAUUAUUUCUUGAAAACGCAUGGGGACUGGUUUAGUCCACAGACUAACCUGACUUAUGAUCUGGAAGGUUGUGACGUAAUGGACAAGGGGACUGUAUGCUUACAAAUGCAAAUAUAUCGAGACCCAUGUUUUACGAAUGACACGGCACUGUGUGAUUGGAAUGUGGAGAAGCCUGAGGACUUGCUAUAUCAGGUAGGGCCCCACUCUAUUUGUGUAGCAACAGUGAAUCCACAUCCCCAGUUGCCAACGACACCGUUUUCCGGAUGUUUAUGGGACGUGCAUCUGUUUACCUGGCACAAUCAAUCGUUUCGAUUUUGCACAAAUUUCAGUUGGACAAACCGACUGUCUACUGUGCAAUGGCAAGCCCUAUCGCUGCCUUGGCGGGUGGAUCUGACACGCUUCAGCAGCGCACUGAACCGUUCAGAGACACUUAAGCAUCUUGUGAAAACUCAUUUGGCAGAUGUGUCCAGGUUGCAGGUGUCCACCAUGAUCGCCCGGAAUGAGGUGGUACAUGCCGCCAGAACGAUUGAGCAAGCUUCGGCCCAUCACUGGUGGGAUAUAUUUGCAGGAAUGUCGAUAACAGCACGGCAACACUUAGCCCCUCCAUUAUUGGUUCUUAUCAUAUGCUUGGCUUUGAUGACUUUACUUAACUGCUGCAUGUUUUGGUAUAUUAGACGCACCCGAGCUAUUUUGUCGCGACGGAUUUAUAACGCAGUUUCUUGAAUAAUGAAAAUAGAGCUAUACGAUGAUUUGGGGCCGUUUGGGAGGGAGAUAACAAAGAUGGUUGUGGAAGCUGACCCUCCGGGUCAUCAUGUAUCCUGGUGGCCAAGGCGUUCGGACCCCCUGCAUUUAACAUUUCCUGAUCGUAUCCGUAUGUAUCGAUUUGUUAUUGGGCACAUGUUAAGCGGGAGUCAUGACAUUAUGAUGUUGUUUCACCAGGGGGAUGCCUAUGUCAAUUGGAUGUUUGAAAAUGAGGAUGAUCUACCUGAACGGUUUAUCAAUUAAGUGGUGGUUUCAGCUCAGGCCACAGGGUGGGAUGAAAGAAGAGAUAGUUAUUUGUGUUGUCCUGAGCUGACCCACAUGGUUACGCAGCACACGUUUUGUAAAAUGGGGGUGAUCUACCUGAACGGUUUAUCAAUUAAGUGGUGGUUUCAGCUCAGGCCACAGGGUGGAAUGAAGGAAGAAAUUGUUAUUUGUGUUGUCCUGAGCUGACCCACAUGGCUAUGCAAUGCAUGUUUUGUACUUGUUCUUUACACUCAUAUACUUGUUUUUGCGACAGCUAUAUAACCUGCUUCGCACACUUUUACACUCAGAUACUUGUUUUUGCGACAGCUAUAUGACUUGCUUCGCACACCUUUUGAGUUCUCACACGUAUAUAACUUGUUUUUAACUUGUUCCGGCAACGGGGUAAAUAUUAUUCCCAUAUCCUGAUAACGAACUAGAAUGUUGUGAGAAACGAACUAGAAUGUUGUGAGACAUUGAGGUGCCUGAGGCAGAGGACGGAGGUGACGACUCCUCUCCUGCGGAGACAGGCUGGCCACCUGUUUUCGCACGGGCGAGUCUAUAAAGCAUUUGUUUUCUCAAUCCCGGUUAGAGUCUGCUGUGAACUGUGCACGAGUGUCCAGCUUUCGGUUUCCAGAUUACUCUACCGGGGUGUUUUGGCUCUCCGCCCUCUGUCAACGGUAAGGUAUGCUAUUCUGGAUCUGAACUGUGUUGUUUGGAGUGUUAUGUGGGGGCAUGGGGGUGACAGCUUGUGUCUAGCAUAAUAACUCAUGAUGGGAAAUGUUGUGAACUGCUGUGUGUUUUAUCAUUAAAUAUCAUUAAUAUACAUACAGUCGUUGUUUGUGAUCAUUUCUCUGCUGCGAUCUCUCCGAACCUGUAACAAGCUAUUUCA
Molecule: messenger RNA, 15104 nt
Organism: Doryrhamphus excisus (bluestripe pipefish)
Lineage: Eukaryota; Metazoa; Chordata; Actinopteri; Syngnathiformes; Syngnathidae
Source: RefSeq, a predicted model, not a curated record